This is a messenger RNA of Anopheles funestus (African malaria mosquito), 1950 nucleotides long. RefSeq lists its product as uncharacterized. The coding region runs from base 1 to 1950 and encodes 649 amino acids. Lineage: Eukaryota; Metazoa; Arthropoda; Insecta; Diptera; Culicidae. The record is from RefSeq and is a predicted model, not a curated record. The transcript has a single exon.
AUGGAUAAAAAAAUAAAGGCUGCUCAGCUGAAAAGGAGAAUAGCGGUCGAAAAUAUAAGUGCCCUCGAACGGUUCCAAGCGCAGUUUUCGGGAGAUGACGCCAAGCAAAUCCCGGAGGCGUUAGAAGACUUGGAACGUCAUAAGGAAGGGUUCUUCGCCGCGGUAUCGAAGCUGGAAGAGCUCGACGACAGCAAUGAGGCGAUCGAAGCGUGUAUUAUGGAGCGGAUCAACAUCGAGGAGCGGUGUAGGAAGCUCAAAUCCUUCCUACGGGAUAACCUUCGACGGGAGGAAGGUGCACUAAAUGAUACAUCGGCUUUGGCUUCUUCGACGCUUGCGUUUGGUCGACCAAACGCACCGCAUCUACGCCUUCCGAAGAUCGAGUUGCCAUCCUUCGAUGGCGACCAAACGAAAUGGCUAUCUUUUCGCGACCGCUUCAUCGCGAUGAUCGACGCUUCACCGGAGCUUCCUUCAAUUGCGAAGCUCGAGUAUUUGCUGUCGGCGUUAAAGGGGGAAGCGGCGCUUCCCUUUGAGCACACCCAAUUAACGGCGGACAAUUAUUCAGUGACUUGGGCGGCGCUACUCAAACGAUAUGAUAAUCCGCGUUUACUAGUGCGUGAAUACUAUCGCAAGUUGCACUAUCUUCCGGCAGUGCAAUCGGAGAGUGUAGAAAAGCUUACUUGCUUAGUGGACGAAUUUUCGCGAUAUGUGAACGGUUUUGUGAAGUUAAAUGAGCCGGUGGAUUCAUGGGACACGCCAUUAUCCAACAUGCUACUAAUGAAGUUGGACCGUGCGACACUUUUAGCGUGGGAGAAACAUUCAGUGCACUUUCCAAAGGACCGCUACAAGGAAGUGAUCGCGUUUGUGCAAGACAGGAUACAAAUCCUGAAAUCAACGAACAACUUCACAAGUGAUACAAACGAUAGUGCGAGUAAGGUGGCCGGCACAUUUCGAUCUUCAGCGUCACGUAGAUCGAUUGCACAAGCUGCUUCUUCACGAUCAUUUCCCCCUAGUGCUCCGACCCACAAGUGUCCUUUGCAGUGUGUCGACAGUCACCUUCUAAGGAGCUGCCCGGUGUUCACCGGUAAGGAUGUGAAUCAGCGUCGUGAAAUCGUGUCAUCCAAGCACCUGUGUUGGAAUUGUUUGAGUGAUUCCCACCAGGUGAAGGCUUGCAAAUCGGAUUAUGCUUGCCGUACAUGUCGUCAGCGGCAUCAUACGCUGCUACAUGUUCCUGCAAGUUCAACGGUGGCGAUGACACUGCAAGACAAUGCUGGGAUGGUGUUUUUGGAAACGGCGCUACUUAACAUCGUGGACGAUUACGGUGUGAGACAUGAAGCAAGGGCGCUGCUCGACUCGGGUUCCAUGUCGAACUUCAUUUCCGAGUCGCUGGCUCGGAAGAUGCUCGGAACACCUCGGAACAAGGUAAAGGUGUCGGUCACGAGCAUCGGAAACAACGUGCAACUAGUGAAAGGAUCGAUCUUUGCAUCCGUGGAAUCUAGGAGCCACGCGCAUGCUUCUGAGCUCGAGUUGCUCGUUGUUGACACCCCUUUCCUGCACAUUCCAACGGCGUCCAUUGACGCAUCGUCGUGGAAAAUCCCUGAUUUGCCACUUGCGGACCCGUCAUUUUAUGAGCCUGGCAAGAUCGACAUCAUCAUCGGAGGAGACACGUACUGGGAGCUCCAUUCUGGCCGGAAACGUUCCCUCGGCAAGGGAAAACCGUGGCUUGUAGAGACCCCAUUCGGUUGGGUCGUUGCUGGCAACGUAUCACCAGGUGCAUCGCAUGAAUCGCGUUUGUGCCACCUAUCGACCAGCAGUUCAUCUUCCAUGGAUUCCAUAAUGGAGCGUUUCUGGGAAAUCGAAGCGAUCAGCGAUGAUCCGGCAGUGUCAGCGGAAGAGGAUGCCUGCGAGAAACAUUUCGUGGCCACUACAACAAAGAGUAUAGCAGUUUUAUGA